GGUGGGUAAUAGAGUUUCUCACUUUCCCCCUUUAACAGAAGGGAUUUUCUAAUUCUUCUCCAUUUUCUGUUCCACUCUAUUACUUGAGAAAAUCUGAGAAUCGACGUCCUCUCCUCUCCGAUUCUGAUGACUUCAGAUUUUGCAACAGUUCCAGCUGAACUUGAAGCAGCUUUGCGGUUGAAGACUGUCCAAUACUAUGUAACUCAAAGGCCAUGGCUUAGUACCGCAUCAAGCCUCUAAAACCUUUUAUAUUCAAAUUAUAAUUAUGUUUUUGCAAAAAUUAGACCAGUUGCACCCUUUGGAGGCACAAGUAGCAAACCUCAUGUUGAUCUUGCACUUAUACACUGGUGCUUGCAAGAUGAGUUGCUUUAUGAGGUAUUUCAGCAUUACCAGUUUUUGCAGAAACCAGAAAGAGAUAAUAACUAAAAUGUAGUUUGAAUUCUGGAAAUUGAUAUGCAGGUCUUUUCAAGGAUGAAUCCAUAUGAUCUUGGAAGGGCAUCAUGUGUUUCUCGAAAAUGGAGGUACACAAUUUGUAACCCUUUGUUUUGGUGUAAUGCAUGCCUAAAGGCUUGUUAGGUAAAAUUUUGUGUUGAUUUUGAUUUCUUUAGUAGGUUAUUAUAUGUUGAUCAUCAAAUUUGAAAAUUAGUGCCUCUUUUAUGAAAGCUCUCUGGAGUUUUGGAGAACUAUAAGAUUUUGCAGUCAAAAUAUGAAGGGUCAUGGAGAAAAAAUGUGGCUAUUAAGACUAAGGGUCAGAACAGACGGUAAGAUUUAUCCCUUAUCUGGUUUUAAUUUGGAAUGUAUUGACUUUUAUAAAUUUUUCUCCUCUUUCUCUUUCUCUCUUUUAUCCUGUUUGGUAUUUGGGGUGUGGGUGGUUUGAACUUAGGAUCUUCCAGAGCCUCAAAUGUCCUUUAGCCACACAGUUGUCAAAGUUUUGGCUCAGGUUUAUAAUCUCUCUCUUUUUUUUCUUUUCUUUUUUUUUUAAUAUUGAAAUUAUGUAUGGUAAUGUUCUUGAUUUUGCAAAAUUGAAACAAUAAUUAUUUUCAGAGUUUAAGGACCCUGAACAAGCAUUUUCUGUGUUAGAUGAUGGUCUAUCUUAGGUUUUCAAGGAGAACCUUUAGACUGCCAACAUGUUUCAUUUAUCAAGAGUGUAAUUUGCGUCAAA
Molecule: messenger RNA, 1162 nt
Organism: Rubroshorea leprosula
Lineage: Eukaryota; Viridiplantae; Streptophyta; Magnoliopsida; Malvales; Dipterocarpaceae
Source: the annotation of a GenBank genome assembly